Phacochoerus africanus (Common warthog) is the source of this 1272-nucleotide messenger RNA. It is a transcript of the gene MSRB2, whose product is annotated as methionine sulfoxide reductase B2. NCBI's taxonomy places the organism in Eukaryota, Metazoa, Chordata, Mammalia, Artiodactyla, Suidae. Gene Ontology annotation, molecular function: peptide-methionine (R)-S-oxide reductase activity. The transcript is spliced from 5 exons. Bases 80 to 628 code for a protein of 182 amino acids. Gene Ontology annotation, cellular component: cytoplasm. Gene Ontology annotation, biological process: response to oxidative stress; protein repair. The record is from RefSeq and is a predicted model, not a curated record.
GGAGCCUGACGUGUGGGCGGAGCCUGACGUGUGGGCUGGGCCUCGGGUGUGGGCUGGUCCCGGCGUGCGCAGCAGCGUCAUGGCGCGCUUCUUCCGCGCAGUCCCGGGCUUACCCUUCCGAGAGGUGCUCUUGCGGGCAGUGUGGGGUCGUGCCAACAAUGGCGGCCUCAGCCCGAAGGUCGGAACCGGAGACGCAGGGUCCCUUACAAAGCGUGAGCCGUUCCUCUCCAAGAGUGAGUGGCAAAAGAAGCUGACUCCAGAGCAAUUCCACGUCACAAGAGAAAAAGGAACAGAACCGCCUUUCAGUGGGACCUACCUGAAUAACAAGGAAGCAGGAAUGUAUCACUGUGUGUGCUGUGACAGCCCACUCUUCAGCUCUGAGAAAAAGUACUGCUCCGGCACUGGAUGGCCUUCAUUUUCUGAGGCUCACGGCACAUCUGGCUCUGAUGAGAGUGACACAGGGAUCCUGAGACGUGUGGACACCUCGCUGGGAACAGCUCGCACGGAGGUUGUCUGCAAGCAGUGCGAAGCCCACCUGGGCCAUGUGUUUCCUGAUGGACCUGGGCCUACCGGUCAGAGGUUUUGCAUCAACAGUGUGGCACUCAAGUUCAAACCAAGGAAACGCUGACCAUCGCCAGGAGUCCCUUUCCCUUGCCACCCUCUCAUUUCCAAACUUGGUUUUCAUAAUUUAUGCAAAUGACUAGUUUUUUAAUGACCAAACUAGGCUAAGUUUGCUGGCACACCUUCUCUAAUUCAUUACCUGGAGUCAGCUCCACCCUGGCUCUGGCUCUGACUAGAAUUUCACGGAAUGACAGGGGGGCAGUCCUUUCCCUUAAAUCAACCUCUGUGGGCUUUGCCAGGACCAGAGGGCAUGACUCUUUGGGGACAUUAGGAGGCUGAUGGAUAAGCCAAAAAACUCCUAUAAAACUAUGCUGAAUUUUCCAUUGCAGUCAAGUGUUUCACAGACAUGUAUAGAUGAGAGGUCAAACGAGAAGAGGAAUGAAAAUACGGGAUGAGGAUGAUCCACAGUCCCAGUGUGGAAAAGGCAAUAAGGAGGCAGGUUGUGGACGAGCUGCGUUUUGGGAGGCACAUGUGGGGAUCCACGGGAUGCAGGAGAUUUUUCCCAAAACCUUAGACUGUCUUGAACAUUCUAAUUCCAACCUCUCUACCUGCAACUAACUUUCAAUGGGCGUUUGUUAAACUUUAGUGAUAAUGAAUACAAGUGGCUACAAAGUUAAACUUUAAAAUGUUCAAAUAAAAUAUUUAAAUUUG